AUGGCUGCGAAGCUCGACUUUAACAAAGCUUAUGAUCGGGUUCAAUGGGAUUUUUUUAAAGCGGUUCUGCGUAAGAUGGGCUUUCAUGAUAUUUGGGUUAACUGGGUGAUGCAAUGUAUUACAACAGUUACCUUCGCUGUGGUUGUUAAUGGGGUGGUGCGAACGACCUUUAUACCUUCUAGGGGCAUUCGACAAGGGGAACCUCUCUCUCCUUAUCUAUUCUUACUGGUGAUUGAGGUGCUAUCCAAACUACUUCAAAAAAGUUUGGCAGCAGGAAAGUUCUCAGGCAUUAAGAUCAGUCGAGGGUGCCCAGUGCUUUCACACCUCUUCUUUGCCGAUGAUGCUCUUUUAUUUUUCAAAGCGAAUGUGGCUCACUGUAUUCGUUGGGCAGCGUGGGACAAACUAACAAUGCCUAAACUCCAAGGCGGAAUGGGUUUCCGCGAUUUUCGCUCUUUUAAUAGAGCUCUGCUAGCUCAUCAAGGGUGGCGGCUCAGUCAGUUUCCUAACUCCUUCUGUGCUCAAAUCUUCAAGGGUCGGUAUUACCCUCAGUCAAAUUUUUGGACUGCCAGAAAAGGUCCGUGGGCAUCAUGGGCGUGGACCAGUCUUCUGGUGGGUCGAGAGGUGUUAAAGAGAGGGGUCAGAUGGCAAGUGUUUAAUGGGAAAUCCAUUAAUUUCUGGAAUGAUAAAUGGGUAACUUUCUCUCCAAACUUCUGUGUCAAAUCUCAGAAACCUUUGGGAUGUCAGCUAACGAAAGUGAGUGAGGCAAUUAACCACAAUACCAACUACUGGAAUGUAAAUGUGCUGCAGAGUGUGAUCUCAAAGGAUAAGGUUGAUAAGAUUUGUUUGAUUCCAAUUGUGACUGAGCCUCAAGAUGAUCGUCUCAUUUGGCAUCAUGAUCCGAAAGGACUCUACUCAGUUAAGUCCGAAUACCGGGUGGCAGUCACGGAAUCAGUGCACCAAUCCGAAACUCGACCAUCAUCCUCAUUUCAGAUGCCCGAGCAAGUUUGGAAAUUCUUGUGGGCCCUUCCAAUACCUCAAAAGCUCCGGAACUUCUGGUGCGCGGGUAAUUGGUUGGCUUGGCAUAUAUGGAAGUGUCGGAAUGACAUGGUUUUCAACCAGCAGCCCAUCGACCCUCUCUCUGUCAUAUUUCGAGCAGCCAAGGACUCAUGUGAAUAUGCUUCGGCACUACGGGCCUCUUAUUCUACUCCCUCUCGGCUGAAUUCCCAUCGAACUUCGGAUCGAGUGUGGAUUCCUCCUCGGCAAGGCAGCUUCAAAGCAAACUGUGAUGUUGCACUCAGGCCUGGAACCUCCAGAGCUUCAAUGGCGGUGAUUUUCCGUAACAGUAGUGGCUCGGUAAUGGAAGGAGCAGCUCGCUUUGAGGAUGUAGGCUCAAUUUUGCAGGGUGAAGCGUUGGCAAUUCGUUGGGUAUGA
Camellia sinensis is the source of this 1431-nucleotide messenger RNA. Lineage: Eukaryota; Viridiplantae; Streptophyta; Magnoliopsida; Ericales; Theaceae. The record is from RefSeq and is a predicted model, not a curated record.